AUGCGGGGAAAACCAUCAGCUUUGGUUCCUGCGUCUGCUGAUAGUGGAGCUGGAUAUUAUGUUACGCAUUUCCCUGAGCCCCGCUCUGUUGGUCCUUCUGGCGAGGUGAACGAUAUCAACACGAACCAGCUGGCUGACCUACAGGGCUCUUCUAGCCAAGACUAUAAGCAACCCACCGAAGAACGCACCGUCACUAUGCCUGUUCCCAGCGGCCAUAAUUCGCCAAUAUUUAAUUAUACCUCGCGGGGGUUCUCGUCCUGGCUGCCGUCAAUGUACUCCCGAAAUGCUUUGGCGACGACCAAUGAUCACCGCAGACAAAGUCCCUCUCAAUCCAGUGAUGCCGGAACGUUUCCAAGCGCAGGAGUUCGGGCCCAAGAUAAGCCGAAGUGUGGUAGUCCAGCUACACACGAAUAUGUGAAGGAGGUGGUAGGCCCUGAUGGCCCCCUCUUUGCCGAUUUUGAAACUAGCAUGGUGCUUCUCGCGUAUGAGAAGCUGGUCAGGAUCCGGACUCAGCUUGCACUUGAGAGAUCCCAGAUCUCCCUCGACAAAGGAGACGCAGCGGUUGCUAUGUAUUUCUUGUCCACCGCUGACAAUGAGCGCAAUGGUGAAAAUCUCGAGACCAAAAUUUCUCCCCUCUUGACAGCGGCAUUGGAAAAGCACUGCCAGAAUGAAGUAUGGGGUGUUAUUGCCAACAUCGGUAUUGUGUUGGAGAAGUUGAAUCUCAAUGCCUACUUUGAAGGAGCGAACAUUCCGCAGUAUGCGCUGGUAGUCAACGGGCCUUUGAGAGUGCCCGAGAAUAUUGGUUUGAACGAGUAUUUCGUUGUUUUCUCUCAUGAAACUCUCAUUAUGAAUACGGGUAAAGAUAUCAGGUUCCCCCUUGAUCUACAGCCUACAUUCUACGAUCUUCCGGGCCCAUCCCAUCUUGAUGGAUUGGAGAUAAAUCAGCUUUCUGCCCCUAAAAUCUUCCCCCUUUAUAAACGAGUUGAAUUCUAA
Molecule: messenger RNA, 993 nt
Organism: Penicillium atrosanguineum
Lineage: Eukaryota; Fungi; Ascomycota; Eurotiomycetes; Eurotiales; Aspergillaceae
Exons: 4
Coding region: 1-993 (330 amino acids)
Source: RefSeq, a predicted model, not a curated record